Molecule: messenger RNA, 4958 nt
Organism: Carcharodon carcharias (great white shark)
Lineage: Eukaryota; Metazoa; Chordata; Chondrichthyes; Lamniformes; Lamnidae
Product: E3 ubiquitin-protein ligase DZIP3-like
Exons: 38
Coding region: 80-4600 (1506 amino acids)
Molecular function (GO): protein binding
Source: RefSeq, a predicted model, not a curated record
UGAGGAGGAGGGGGAAGGCUCUUUAGUAGGAUCGGAAGAGGAGAGACAGAGGUAUCGGUGGGUGAAAUCGGAGCGACAUAUGAAAACUGUGACCAUGAGGUCUUCAAUAUCAGUUGAAGAGAUGGCUUCUGAUUGGUGUAAGAUGACACCAGAGCACUAUCUGCAACACUGUCACCUCACUUUUAUAAAUGUGUUUAACGAGCUCCUCUUCAGCCAGCAACACGAGCCAACAAGAUACCUCAAGUGGGCCCAGGAGGGACUGCUGCUCAGUAAAAAAGUGAACUGCAAAGAUGAGGCCGUGGAUAUAACUGUGAUCCAGACCAUGGAAAUCAUGUGGAUGCUUUAUGGAGAGAUGCAAAAGAAAUGUAAUCAGGGCGGGUUUGUUGCUGCCCUCCUGAAGAACUUUGAACAAGUGAAGGACGACUCUGAACUGAAGGAGGUCAUCUGCUCUGCAAAACCUUUAAUAAACCAAAUUCCUAUUGACAGCAUUGCCCCUCAUUGGACAGAUCUCCAGAAGAACACGGCCCUGACGAUACUGCUCGCACAUUUUGCAGAUUAUAUAAAGAAAUUUGCUGCUGAGGGAGAUUCUGUGCUCACUGACUUUGAAAGAAAUUGUGAAUCAAAUAACCAAAAGAUUGAGAAUCUUCAGAGGAAAAGUGAAGAUGAAGUGAAUAUAAGCGAAUUCAGAGCUGCCAUUGCCACAUACAGCAAGGCCGUCGAAAUCAGCCCUUAUAAUCAUCACUUGUAUUGUCGGAGAGCCUAUUGUUACCUGCAGUUGAAUGAUCACAGAAUGGCAGUACUGGACAGCGUUAGAGCAACGGUUCUAAAACCAGAUUAUUUUAAGGGCCAUUACUUCUGUGCUAAAGGUCUCCUGGCAGCAGGCUACCCAGAAUAUGCUAUGGUAGUGAACAGGAGAGGCGCUGACCUCUGUCAGGCAGGAGGAGGUGACAUUAUAGUGCUGCAGGAACAGCGAAGCGAAAUUCAAGUGGAAAUGAAAAAUAAAGGUAACUGGGAAACUACAAACGGGCAGAACAGUUCGAGAAAAAAGACCACCCUGAGUGGCGAGGACAGCCCUGUCCCUGAGCUGGUGUCAGACUCAGACGAUGGCCAAGAUUAUAUUGAAUCUUUGGAUGGAGAGGAAGCAAUCGGGGUUUUCAAAGGGGAGGAAUUCCAGGCAGCCUGGGAAAACCUGAUGGAUAACUUAACAGAAAAAAAAUUUGAGACUUUUGAUGAACUUCUUGAGGAGGAGUCUGAGAAAAACAACAGAUCAGCUCUCAAAGCUGAAAAGACAAACACGAAUGAAGAACUUCUUCUGGAUCCUAAUGACCAAUCACAUGUGGAGGAAGAUGGAUCUAAAAAGAAGUCUUCCACGGACGCUCGAACUGCAGAUAAGAUUGUUUUUGACCCUUCAAAGUGUCGCCUGUGGAGGGCAGUUUAUUCGGAGCAGGAGCUGAUCUCACAGGGCAUUGAGGACGUCUCGUUCUUGCUAUACCGCUUGAAAUUAAAGAAGUUCCUCUCUGAAAAUGACCAGGAAGAGGUGGAGAAGCAGAGCACUGCUCCCUCAAAGCUGGACACCCUUCUUUGGAUUGUGUUAAAAAAGAACUCAAACCUGGAGAUUCGCAAGUUCACCUCCGUGCUGGUCGCAAUCGAUGGUCUCAAACCAGAGCUUUCCAAAUGGGUCCAAAAUCUGGAGGAAAUGGGGAACAGCUGUGCUGACAGUUUUCUGUACCUAUACUUGGAAGUUUUGGCAGAACCAUUGAGUGGCCUCCCUUUAAGAGACCUUAUUUACAGCCUACAGACUCGAAAUAUUCUGACUGACGUAGAGAAUGACUUGUUAAUGAAGACCGCACCCGUGCAUAGGGGCCAGCGGCUGCUGGAGGUCAUAGUGUACAUGAAGUCGGCAGCAGAGAAGGCUGAGUUUGUCUUCCUUUUAGAAGAAGAGCGAAGAUCUUUUCCGACACUAAAAAAAUACCUGGACGAGUUCCAGCAGGAAUUUGAAAAGCUGCGUGUUGGAUACAUACCUCGGUUUAAAAGAUACAUGCCAAUUAAAAGGCAUCGAAGGCGUGAGGAUCUGCCGGCUGAUGAGCGAAACUCGUACUGUAACUUCUUCCGUCUGAUGUACCUCGUCAUUCUGGAAGGGACACGCAUGGCACAGAAGGUUUUCGCCGAUCGUGUGCCAGUCAACGACCUGCAGGCGGAAAUUAAGAAGCUAAAGAAACCGGACCUGCAUCGCCACUUCCGGGAAUUCCAAACGACCUUCCUCUCCCACUCCGACUGGGGCUUGCUGUAUCCGCAGAAGUCCUCCCCGCUGGAGUUUCAGAAAUACGACGUCACCCUGAUCGUCUUUUUAAUGAUGCAUAUCAAGUCUUUUCCUCAGCCGCGGAAGGGCUGGAAAGUGGAGCCGACUCCCGACGACCUCUCGAAGUCGGGCAGCCUCCUGCGCCUCCUGUACCUGCGGAGGCGGCUGGUGACCCGGGACGGCUACAUGGGUGUGCCGGAGGCGGAGUUUUUAUCAAUGUGGAGCGAGGCGAAGCAAUCCCUCUGCCGGCUCGGCAAAGACCGGGAGGAGAUUGAGGAUAUAAUGUUCACGCCUGGCUACUUAUUGUGGAGGGACCACGAGCAGAUUGCAGAACUCAUGGGGAGGCAGUGCUCUGACAUGAUCGGACAGUACAUGACUGCCAUGAAAAACCACUUACACACGGGUGCUAAGCCCACAGAGGCAGGGAAAAUGUGCGAGACCAAAGCAGAGUCUCCGCCAGGGAUGAAGGAGAAUGCUAAACAACUAAAUGACACGUCCACACCCAACAAGAAGAACCAGAAAGAAACCGCAAAUGAAAUGGGUGCUGGGGGCGAUGCACAGAGUGGACUGGAUCAAGAUAUCACGGAAGAGGAAAUUUCAACAUCGUCGCAAGUAACAGGGAAGGCGGAAGGAAGUUCACGGCCUUUGGAGUCGCAUUGUUCGAAUGACCCCCAGAAAAUUAGCCGGAGGAAAAAGAAGAAGAAAACCAAAGGGAGAAAGAAGUCCAUGCAUCCCAUUGAGAAUGUGAAUGAGAAGGAUGUGGAGAGCACGGCAGAUGAGGACAGGGAGGAGGACAUUUCGCAAGUAUCACAGCAAGAAAUCAGGGAGAAGAAUGAGUUUGCAGAGUUGGAGGCUGCAGUGCGAAGGUGGCAGCUGCUGUGUGAAGAGAAGACAGCACAAUAUGAGCAGCUGGUAAAGCGGCAGGGAAAGACACAGGACAGUUACAAGCACCAAACUGCAGAACUGCAGAGGCUGAAACAAGAAAUGGAGAAUGAGCGGAAAAUGCACCAAAACGACAAGAAGGCUUUUCAGAACCAGAUCAAAAGUCUUCAAGAUGCACUCCAGAGCAAAGAAGAGCUGAUCAGGAAGUCCGAGAAACAGAUCCGGGCACAAGAGCAGGAGUUAGAAAACCAGAAGAAACAUUCCCUGGGGGAACAAGAACAAUGGGCACAGGAGAAGACUCGGUUGGAGAAACAAUCAGCAAAAAGCAAAGAUGAAUUCAUUGAAGCCAUGAGGAGAGCGAUGGCUGCUGAGGUUCAAGUCUUGGAGUGCAGACGAGAUAAAGGGAUCAUUUUUCUUGAGCAAGCUGCAAAGGAAGGAGAGGUUAAACUGUCUGGCUUGAGGCAGAAGCUCAUGAGCACGCCUACGGUUCAGAUUGAUGUCAAGGCUGCGAUGCUGGCGUACGAGUUGGUCCUCGCUGAUAUCAAGUCAAAAAUACACCAAACAGUGAGUGCCUUCAAUGAACAGAUUGAUUUGAUUCGGAAUGGUGCAAAGCUGAGUAACAUGCCUCAGGUUCCUGUCCUCCUGCCCCCAUCCCAGUCUGAUUUCAUGCUUAUCUACAUGGCAAAGCAAAAAGAGCUCUUGGCUUCCAGUGGCUUUCCCACGAAUAACACCAGCCAGGGAGCAACCUCAACACUGCCGGCAUUUCCCCCAGGAUUGGCUCCGUUGAACAAUCAACUGGGAAUAACACAGCGCUCAAUGUCCCCGGGAUUAUCUGUGCAGACAGCACCGACUGGGUUACCACACCAGACACCUAUUGGUUCAGGCAAUCCCAACCAAGUGGGGAGCUCAAAUCAAAACCACUUGGAGCGACUUUUGGAGCGAUUGACUGAGUUGUUCCCACAACACAACAGGGAAACAAUGAUCAUCUUUCUACGGCAGGUCCGCGCGAUGAACAAUAACUCAUUGUCUGGGCUGUCCUUUGAACAAAUCAUCAGUCAAGUAUCAGUCCUUAUCAAAAACCAUCAGCCACUCUUUGGUAACACAAAUCUAGACUAUUCGAACCUGCCAGCUGAUCCAAUGUUACCUUCAACAACAUGGAGAAAUGUUACACCGGAUUCCCUUAUAAAUCGGCAAGGAUUUACGACGGGUUUGUCACAUCAGAGCGGAGUCAGUACCGAACCUGGCCUCCAGGAUGAAGAUCCCUGUGUGAUUUGCCAGGAGGAACUGACCACCAGUCGUCUCUUUGUGAUGAAAUGUGGACACAAGUACCACAGAGAGUGCAUCUCUUUGUGGCUGAAGGAGCAGAAGAGCUGCCCAAGUUGUACACUCAGCUUUGCAACCUCCUUCUCGCAAUCCUAACUGUGUGAACUGGAAUCUGUGACCCUUGUCGACAGACUGACCUGCCGGGAAUCCGAUCGCUGGGCUUUUUGCUUCAGUGAAGCGAAGCCUCUUGUGGCGCGGUUACAGGACAGGAGUGUGCACGAUACAACAUCCCGAUUUUGUUGGGGACAGUACUUUGGGGUUCCUGGGAUAAUUGUGGCAUCCUGGAUUUGAAACUAAUUCAUUGAGAAGUUCUAAUCAAAGCUGGCGUCACAACACAAAGAUUAUUUUGUGAACGGUAUGCUGAUUUCUUGACUGUGCUAUUGGCGCACAAUUUAAAAGUACUGGGAGGGCUUGUAAUCAUUUGCAAUUAAAAAAAAUAAAGAUCUUCUAAGUA